This is a messenger RNA of Harpia harpyja (harpy eagle), 1517 nucleotides long. RefSeq names its product bromodomain-containing protein 8-like. Gene Ontology annotation, molecular function: protein binding. The record is from RefSeq and is a predicted model, not a curated record. NCBI's taxonomy places the organism in Eukaryota, Metazoa, Chordata, Aves, Accipitriformes, Accipitridae. Gene Ontology annotation, cellular component: NuA4 histone acetyltransferase complex. The transcript has 6 exons. The coding region runs from base 1 to 1026 and encodes 341 amino acids.
AUGGGCCAUGCCUGGGUAUGGUGGGAGUCUGAGACGGAGUCUCCCAGCGAGUCAGAGAAGAACAGUGACUUCCAGUCUCUUCUCAGCUGGGAUUCAAGCUUGGAUCUGGACGUGGGGAGCUGGAGGAAUACUGAAGAGGUGGCCAUGGGGAAGCUAGAGGAGAGCAGCCAAGAGGCAGACCAUGAGCUGGAGUUCAGUGAGCCUCUCUGGGAGGAUGAUAGUGAAGACUACCAAAAGGCAGAGAGGCCAUGUGAAGAUGACAGUCUUCUCCAAUUCUUCUCAGAGAUAACCCAGAUGAUGGAACCUCUCCGCAUUAGCAGCACAGAGUCAUCACAGACUCAGUGGGAUUAUUGUGGCUCUGGGAAGCAGGGUGAUAGGGAAGAUGUGAGGUGCCAGGAAAAGACCACAGGAACAGCAGUCUCAGGAGCAGAGGAAAGUCAACUACACAUGCUGGCAGAAGAUGAGAAAGAACACUUCCUGGGAAGAGAGGACAACACUCAAGAGGCACCUGGAGAGCAAACUUUAGGUGAGCCGCAUCCGCAGGAGAUGAGUAAUCAGGCCCAGGAUCAAGAUGAUAGUGAUAGCACCUCUGCAGCCCCUGUGCUGGACUCCACAAGUCCUGCUAACACGCAGCUGGUGCAGCUGAGCUGGGAUAACCCCCUGCAGCGUUUGCUCUUCAAAAGAACUCUAUUGUCCAUCUGGAAGAUGAUAGCCAGUCACAGGUACAGUGGUCCAUUCCUGAAAGCAGUGUCAGAGAAACAAGCCCCUGGAUACAGGGAUGUGGUGAAGAGACCCAUGGAUUUAACCAGCAUAAAGAGAAGACUGUCAAAGGGACACAUUCAGUCCAUGAUCCAGUUCCAGCGUGACCUCAUGCUCAUGUUCCAGAACGCCAUGAUGUACAACAGCUUCAACCACCACGUCCACCGCAUGGCCAUGGAGAUGCAGCGAGAGGUCUUGGAGCAGCUGCAGAUGUUGUGUGAAGCCCUCCUGUGCUCAAGGGACAGGCUGGGGUGGGGGAGAAGGUAAUAAGCUACGUCUGAGGCCUGUUUCUUUUGGAGCAGUGUUGUCUCAGUGGCUUGAGAGGUCUGCUGGGGCUCAGGGGACGUGCCGACACUGCCGCCGUGGCCUGUGGCAGACCUAGUUAUCCCGCAGUGGUGCCUGCCAGGUUGAUGGGAUAAGGAACAAAACUGUUUCUAGGAGGGGCACCGGAAGGGAAACCUCCUUUCUUCCCCCGGGAAGAGCAGCAGCGUAGACAUGCAGUGAGAAAAGGUUCCCUGGGAUGAAAAAAAAAAAGGGGGGGGGGGGAACCAUCUUUGUGACCAGUUGGGAUGAAUCAGGGCCCAGCCCUGUGAAGGUUGCUGGCUGUUCACCCAGGGCACUGCAGGAGAGCUCUGCUGUCCGCUGCCUUCCCUGCCCGUCUGCGGCGUCGCUGGGCUGGGCUUCGGGCUGGCUUGAGCGUUUACCCCCGGUGUCGCCUCAGGCCCCGAGGGCGGCGGGGCCCCGCGGUGCUGCGGCCU